Ostertagia ostertagi is the source of this 294-nucleotide messenger RNA. The record is from the annotation of a GenBank genome assembly. NCBI's taxonomy places the organism in Eukaryota, Metazoa, Nematoda, Chromadorea, Rhabditida, Trichostrongylidae.
AUGAGGCGAGUAGCCGGAGUUCACAUGCGGGCAUCUCGCCAUCGAAUAGUUGCACUCACCAAUCAAGAGGGACGGCGACUGGCUCCUUCCCUCAAAACAUUCUCAGAUCCGCAUAUAGAAGAGGACAGCCAAGUGACAGCACGACCAAAAUCAGUGCCAUCACAUCCGGCACUAAAAAGAUCAUCAUCACAGCCACCGAUGCGCCAAAGGCACCAACUCGCCGCUUUAAAAAUGACCAUGAAAAUGAUAAAUCUGUUGAGAUAUAUGACACGUAGUAUGUUGUACAAUGGAUGA